AUGGCCGAGGAGGAUUCGAGACAAACGACUGACAUUGUUCGCCAGCUUAUCACCAGCGUAAAACAGCUGUCCGAUCAAAUGGCAUCCGGAAGUCAGCCACGAUCUGUUGAUAACGAAAUAUCACAGGUUUUUGGUAGGUCCAGGGCAACAAAUGCUGUGCCAAGCUCAACUAUAUCAACUUCCAGUGGGAUUGGCGUUGGCGGGAAUUCCUCGUGCGCCUCGCAAGCAGGUGGUUUGUCGCACUUCAGAAGGUUGUCAAACCAGAGACGAAUUGGCAGCAAUGUAAAUAAAAGAACAAAGAAGGCUAGACUGCCAGACAGCAGCCCGUUUCUAUGUGACCUGGUUUUGCUGAACGGUCCAACAACAAACGUGGUCCCCAGGCAGGGGGCCAGAGUUACCCUUAUGGAGCAUGGCCACGUGCUCUCUGCCUGUCGGUUUACCAAGGCAAUGACCGAGAUAGAUGUGGAACUUACAAUCAUUGAGGCCUUUGGAGAUAAAAUCCCCCGUCUUGUGGAUGUGGAGAUCUUGACGUCUGUCCACAGUAAACUUGUAAAGCCAACUCUGGCUCCCGGGCAGGAAGGCAUCAACGGAGUAAUUCUUCAUCGACUUUUCAAGACCAAGCCGAUUUACGUCAGACCGAGCCAGCAAUUAUUGCCCAGUUUCACGCAGGUGAGAACUCAAAAUUCCUCAAUAAAUGUUGUAUGGAUAUAAACAGCACCCUCUUCCCCCCACCCCCCACAUACCCCGCCUCCAUUCCCCUCUCCCACAUUCAGAUGUGAAAAAUGAGUUUGCCUUAUUAUUAAAAUUACUCUUUCACUUUGUUUAGGAAGAUGAAGAGGUAGAAGAUGAAGAGAAAGAGCAAGAACAAUCAGGUACAUGUAAAAAUAGAUUGACUUAUUUUACUGUAGGUUUGGUGAGCAGAUUUUGAGGCUGGUUGCCCUGGGCAAAAGGGUGAAAGUGUGUGGUGUGACCACAGCUAUUGAUCAUUGUCUAGCAUACUUUUAAGUCAUUUACUGGUACUUAUUUUAUGAUAGGAAAUCAAUCAGCACAACAUCGGCCAAGUCAGUCGUGCCCCACCCAGCUGCAGCAAUCCCAACCAAUUGAAAGCCAUCUUUUGCAGCCAAAUAAUGAUCAAGGUAACUCUUUCCAUAAAAUAGCCCAAUUUCAAUACCUUAAAAUUCUGACUUGUCUCCAAGACUCAGUAAAGUGGAAAAAUUCAAAAGGAAAUGAAUAUCAUGUAUUUCCACAAGCCUCAUAGUCAAGUGAGAAUUUUAAUACAUGUACAUUGAAAUAGGCCUAUUUAAAUUGCAUCUUGUUUGCAAUAAGAAAAAUUAGAAUUUGUUAAUCUUUCUUCAAAGCAUCUGUCUGUGGAAAUUAUAUUUACUAUCGUUUACUAUCAUUCAUGGAUGAUUCUUAUUAUUUCUUAUUAUAACAAUAAAAUAUGUUAUAUAUCAAUAUUUAUUAUUAUCAUCAUUUAUUGCAUUUAACAAAGAGAUGCACUUGCAGAGAAAUUUUGGAUUCUGGUAGUCAUGUUAUAACCAAAUGUAAAGAAACCUUAAAAAUAUAGGCGAUACACGAGAUUUGAACCCAUAUCCACUGGUCAACCCAACAGUCCACCUAUCUGUAGCUAUUUACCUGCAAAUAUUCUUGAACUCCAUCAAAUGCUUAUUUACUGAAAUGUGAUUCUAAUAUUUGUUUGUGUAUGUUCUCAGAUGCAGAUGCACUGUUAGAAAAACCAGUGUUUUCCUCAUCUGAUCAAAUGCCUGGGCCAUCUGUCGUUGACCUUGCCACCAAUGAUGCUGAAGACACUCAAAUAAAGAAUGACGAACAAGUUGCAAGGUCAUUACAGGAAGCAUUCAACAGAGACUUUGACAGGGAAACCAGCCAUUUGCUCGGAUCUGUUGAUUGUUCAACUAUAGAUGAUGAGGCUGGCGUACUUAAAGUGCUAGAAGAGAAGGUGAUAAGGGAAAAAGAGUCCUUGUUCCUUGUAGUAAGAAGAGGCGCACCAUUAGAGAGAGUUCUUAACCUCUGGCGUAGAGAAUCCCGCAAAAUUUCUCCGGAACAUGAACUUAGAAUCAAGUUCCUUGGAGAGCAAGGAAUUGAUUCCGGUGCAUUGACUAAGGAAUUCCUCACCUUGACAAUUGCAGAUAUUGGAAAAAAGUUCUUUCCCAAUGGCAGCCCAGUACACUCCACAAAUGACGUCCAAAAUGGAAAUUUUAAAGCAUGUGGAGAAAUAGCAGCAACAAGCUUAGCCCAAGGCGGGCCACCACCAUGCUUUUUAGCAGAAUGUGUCUAUAAUACUUUGGUUCUGGAAAGUGACAUUGACUUCACAAGUGUCAGUCCUGAACAACACCUGACUUCAACUGAACAAGAACUACUGCACCACAUACAAAGCAAUGUCAUGGAUCAUCAAGAUACCAUUAUUGAACAUGGGUACACAGGGGUGAUCGAUAAAGAACACUUGCACUCCAUAACUGCCUCAAUUGUUGUCAGUAUGCUGAGCAGGAGGACCCUUUGCCUCAAGGAGUUCAAAAAGGGGUUGCAACUUUAUGGGUUGUCAGGUCUUAUUUCCAGAUAUUCACAAGUUACUCGAGGUCUAUUUGUUAUGGGACAGCAGCAGAAAGUGGAUGCUAACUACCUCGUCUCCUUGAUGGCACCUGAAUUCUCUCCAGAAGGGUCCUCGCGACGACUGAAAGAAGAGGAAAUUAUGGACAAUUUUCAAGACUUCCUAAUCAGCCUUGAGGACGAGGUUAUAACAGGCUAUACAGAAGCUAUAGCCUGUAAUACAGAUGAUGAUGCAGACCAAUGCACCAAUAAUGAUCAGGAGAUUGAAACCUUUAGCAUCCCAGACCUGACACCAGCAGGAGUACUUGGUUGGCUGACGGGACAGAAACAUAGGGACAUUGGGAAAACAGACCGUGCAAUCACUGUCAAGUUUGACCAUGAAUGUUUGAUUCGCAACCCAGAUCACAGGCUGUGCUUCCCUUAUGUGGGGGCCUGUGGACAAACAAUCACUUUUCCUGUUUGCCACAUGGCAGGUUUCGACAAAUUUAAAGAAAUCUUCCUAUUAGCUUUCUGUAAAGGCCAAACAUUUGCCAUGCGCUAA
Molecule: messenger RNA, 3106 nt
Organism: Porites evermanni
Lineage: Eukaryota; Metazoa; Cnidaria; Anthozoa; Scleractinia; Poritidae
Source: the annotation of a GenBank genome assembly